CGGCGUACGACGUUGGUACUUGGUACAUCGUACAACAACAUCCGUAGUAGGCCUGAUCUUUAUCUUCCAUUACAAUUCUAUCUAAUUUGAAAUGUUCUUAUCCAGUAUCGAGUAAUUCUAUAUAUAUAGUGAUCCCUCUACUACAUUUUCACUCCAUUCACUCUUCCCACCAUAUCAAAAUUUUGCUCUCGCCUCAAUAUAAUCCUUCAUCAUUAUGGUUACCGCAGGACAAAUACGUACGGUUGUUGGUGUAAUCGGGAAUGUUAUUUCCGGCUGCCUCUUCCUCGUACCUAUUAAAACAUUUCUGGAAAUCCGGAAGAAGAAAGAUGUGGAGGGUUACCAAUUUUACCCUUACGUUGCGACGGUGUUGAAUUGUAUGUUGUGGGUGUUUUAUGGCCUUCCGGUUGUGAAGCCCGACAGUCUCCUUGUGAUCACCAUCAAUGGUGCGGGUCUCGUCAUUGAAUUACUUUACGUAGCAAUCUACUGCGCUUAUGACCGCCAAAACAGAUCAAGAAAAAGAAUUGGAAUUUUUCUUUUGGGAGAAGUACUUUUCGUGGGUGGACUCGCGCUAUUCACCCUACUUUGCAUCCGAAAGCUGGAAAAUAGAGCUUUUGUUGUAGGAAUUUUCGCUGAUAUCUUCAACAUCAUGAUGUAUUCUUCACCAUUACUCGUCGUGAAAAAAGUUUAUGAAACAAAAAGUGUAAAAUAUAUGCCAUUUUGGCUCUCAUUGACUUGCUUCGCAAAUGGGUUGUGCUGGACAUGCUAUGCUCUUAUCAAAAGACUUGAUGUUUUCCUCCUGAUUAGCAAUGGUCUAGGAGCAAUAGCCGGAGCGAUUCAACUGAUAGUGUAUGCUUACUAUGCUUGGAUCUACAAACGUCCGGCUGAUGAUAAACCGGCAGAGGUUCAACUCCCGGCAUCAAGAGUUUAAUUAAAUAUUAAAUAUAUGUAUUUGCCUACAUUCAGCAUCUAGGGUUUCAAAUUUUCCGGUUUAUGUUAAUUAUUUAAUUUUUUUAGGGUAUGGUAAGUGUUUUGUGAGACCGAGAUAUAAUUGUCCAUCCAAGAUACAUUUUAUUUUUUUUAAUAAGAAGCGUUUUUUUAAUUUAUUACCAA
Messenger RNA from Cuscuta epithymum, 1110 nucleotides. The record is from the annotation of a GenBank genome assembly. Lineage: Eukaryota; Viridiplantae; Streptophyta; Magnoliopsida; Solanales; Convolvulaceae.